Molecule: messenger RNA, 1837 nt
Organism: Dermatophagoides pteronyssinus (European house dust mite)
Lineage: Eukaryota; Metazoa; Arthropoda; Arachnida; Sarcoptiformes; Pyroglyphidae
Biological process (GO): negative regulation of transcription by RNA polymerase II; anterior/posterior pattern specification
Cellular component (GO): nucleus
Molecular function (GO): RNA polymerase II cis-regulatory region sequence-specific DNA binding; DNA-binding transcription factor activity, RNA polymerase II-specific
Source: RefSeq, a predicted model, not a curated record
UAAUCGAUAUUAAAUAAUCAAUAAUCAAUAAUCAAUAAUUAAUCAAUCGACGGCUGUGUAGCAAUAUCUAUCGUUUAAUAAUCAAUCAACAAAUCAUGUGCGACAGUAUGACACCUUAUCAUUUCGCUCAAACAGCGACAACAACAUUACCAACAUAUUUAGGACAUAACCAUAAUAGUCCACCACCACCACCACCCAUACCAUCAUCGCAACAUCAUCCACAUCCGCAUCCGCAUCAUCAUCAUCAUCAGAAUAAUCAUACACCCCCAUCACCAUUGCAUUCACAUCAUCAAUCUCAUCAUAAUCCUCAUAAUCAACCGCAACAUCAUUCACAAACAAUGUAUCAUCAUCCUAAUCAUCAUCCAAAUCAUCAUCUAAAUUCACAUCCAUUUUCAUCAAUCAAUGGUAUUGGUGGUGGUCCACAUCAUUCGCAUCAGCAACAACAACAUUUAAUGAUGAUGGAACAUCAUACGCAUCCUCAUCAUUCACAUACUAAUCAUUCACAUCCUCAUCCAACACAUUCACAUAAUCAUUCGCAUCAUCCACAUCAACAUUCGCAUCAUCAUAUUUUAACCGGAACAAAUCCAUAUGGUCAUAUUACAAAUGGUGAUUUAGCUAGUAUCGUAGUCCAACAACAACAACAACAACAACAUUCAAAUAUGCCAAUUUGUCUUGAUAAUAGUGGUCGAAAUAAUCAUGGUUUAUCAUCAUUGAAUCAAUCGCCACCAAUAACAUCGAAUCAACAACAAUUAUUAUAUCCAUUAUCAACAUCAACUACACCACCACCACCACCUACACAAAUACCCCCAUCUCAUACACCAAAUUCACAUCAAACAUCAUCACCAGUAUCCAUUCAUCAAUAUGGUAAUAAUGCUAGUGGUCAACCACCUUAUCCACGAUUUCCACCUUAUGAUCGUCUUACCGAACAACAACAAUCGCAACAACUAAACAAACAUCUACCUGAUCAAUCUACCAUUGUUUCAAAUCCAAAUUCAAAUAGUCAAUCAAAUGAUUCAACUAGUCCAUCAUUUUAUUCAAAUAAUAAUAAUACUUCAUCAUCAUCGACAACAGCAACAACAACAUCCAACAAUGUUGUUGUUAACCCUUCGGCAACAGCACCAACUUCCUGUUCAAAUAGUCAACAACAACAACAAAUUCCAUCAUUAGCUUCUACUGCACCUCCACCAUAUGAUUGCAGUGGGGGUGGUCGUAUUUCAAUAACACCACCAUCAUUAGAUGGUGGUGGUUCAAACGGUGGUUUUGGUAGCUGUAAAAUAUUAAGUGAUGGUAGUAUUACACCAUUAGAUCAACAAAAUAAUCAUUCACCAUCACCUAAUUCAUCAUUACAUCAUCAUCAACAACAACAACAACAAAUUUAUGGAAUUGAUAAUAAUAUUGGUUCAAUUGGACAUUUAGGUGGCCAACCAGUUUCACCUGGACAACAAUCACAACAAUCUGAAGUUCCAUCAUUAGUUUAUCCAUGGAUGCGAUCACAAUUUGAAAGAAAACGUGGACGACAAACAUAUACCAGAUAUCAAACAUUAGAAUUGGAAAAAGAAUUUCAUUUUAAUCGUUAUUUAACUCGAAGACGACGUAUUGAAAUUGCACAUUCAUUAUGUUUGACUGAACGACAGAUAAAAAUUUGGUUUCAAAAUCGUCGUAUGAAAUGGAAAAAAGAAAAUAAAACAAAAAUUGAUCAUCAAAAUCAACAAGGAAUACCGAUUGGUACUGGUGGUGGACCACCAGGUUCAAAUAAUGGUGGUAAUGGUGGAUCAUGUAUGGAUUUAAAUCAUCAUAUUGAUAUCGAUGGACAUCGAGGCUAAACUAACUUCAUCAU